Molecule: messenger RNA, 1023 nt
Organism: Alnus glutinosa
Lineage: Eukaryota; Viridiplantae; Streptophyta; Magnoliopsida; Fagales; Betulaceae
Exons: 2
Coding region: 1-1023 (340 amino acids)
Molecular function (GO): nucleic acid binding; zinc ion binding
Source: RefSeq, a predicted model, not a curated record
AUGUGGGAUAACUGUUCCUUUAAAUACAGAAUCAAGCCUCCUAGACGCCAUCCUCUCUGUGAUUUUAACCAUGACCCGCGUCCCAGAGAAAAUGGUGAGGAAGAGUUGCCACCUCCACCUCCACCUCCACCGCCACCAUACAAUGAUGGAAUACACCUGGCCCUAGUACAAUUUAUAGCUGAUGCCACUAGACACCUUACUGAAGCAAUAUCACAAAUUCCACGACCUAACGAACGGGCUGAACCCAUAGGAAUUGAAGGGCCGAACGCAGCUGAAGCAUGGCUCACAGACAUAGAUGUGCUGUUUAAUACUCUUGGUUGUACAGACGAACAUAAAGUUUGGUACUUCGCACUACAGCUGAUGGGUGAAGCUGGGAGAUGGUGGAAUGCAAGGAAAGUGCUACUUGGGGACGAGACGGUGAUCAUUUGGGAGAUGUUCAAAGUGGAAUACAACCGACGCUUUUUCCCUAGAGCUCAGAGGCAGCUUCGGGCAAUAGAAUUCCAGAAUCUGGUUCAAGGUAAUAUGACCGUGGAACAAUAUUCUGCUAGAUUCAUGGAGUUAGCUAGGUUCGCAGCCAACCUCAUUCCUGAUGAAGAAUCAAAGGUUGAACGUUUCGAGAACGGUCUCAAUCCACGAAUCAAAGAACGAGUUAUAUGCCUCGAGAUUAAAGACUACGCUAGGUUAGUCGAAGUAGCGUCUCUUGUAGAGAGAGGAAUCCGCGAAUUAGCAGUAGCCUACGAUCUGAAGAGGCAAUUAAAGCAGCAAACAUCAUGUUCAAAAAAGAGGCUAGCAAUUGAGAGUUAUUCCAAGCUAAUUGACAAUAGGAAUUUCUUGCCCGCACUAGGAAACCAAAAACCCCUCUUUGACAAGUGUGGAAAACCACACGGGGGAGAAUGUCGGAUGAUGAAUCCAAGCUGCUUCAAAUGUGGUAAGCCUGGUCACGUCCAAAAGUAUUGUCCCAUGAACUCUGCUAAAGGAUCAAAGCUGCAAGGAGGCGAAUCUCGACAGCAAUACCUUGCCUAA